Andrographis paniculata is the source of this 1226-nucleotide messenger RNA. Its product is annotated as leucine-rich repeat extensin-like protein 5. The transcript is spliced from 3 exons. Bases 84 to 1013 code for a protein of 309 amino acids. NCBI's taxonomy places the organism in Eukaryota, Viridiplantae, Streptophyta, Magnoliopsida, Lamiales, Acanthaceae. The record is from RefSeq and is a predicted model, not a curated record.
UUUCAUUCCUGUUGCUAUAUAUACCCUUGCCAUUUGAUUCUGUGGUGCAUUAGAAUUGGUUUGGUUUGGUUUCCAUCCUGCAAAUGAAGGGGCAUGGAAUUGCAACUGGAUUUGUCUAUCUGCUUCUGCUUUGCCUCCUGCAUUGUGAAACAACAAGAAGUGAUCAAGAAAGGCCAUCAUCUAUCCCCAAAUUAUCAAGAAAAUUUUAUGCAUUCAAGAACUUGGAUGCAGACAUGCCUCUGGAUUCAUCCAACACAGACCCUUAUGUAAGCUCUCCCUUCUCCUUACCACCAUUCGAGUCCCUUCCUCCUUUUCCCUUGCCCCAAAAUGCCCCUCCCUAUUGCAUCUUCCCACCCGCCACAAUCCCAACCCCAUCCGCCGGCGGUGGAGGUGGCGGUGGCGGUGGCGGUGGCGGUGGCGGUGGCGGAGGCGGUGGCGGUGGCGGAGGUGGAAGCGGAGGCGGUGGGUACAACCCGCCGUCGCCUCCGGGAGCCUUCGAGCCCACAUUACCUACUCCGGGCUCACCGAUGAUAGGCCCAGGCCCGCCGGGUCCACCAAGCCCAUCUUUAAGCCCACCUUAUUAUGAGCCCAGCCCGCCAGGGCCCGGCCCGGGGUCGUCGGCGCCGACCCCACCUUACAACUUCCCGUCGCCUUCCGGGUCCAACCCGAGCCCAAGAUUCUUGCCGCCCAUUGUGUUCCCGCCCCCGGCGGUGCCGCCGCCGCCCCACCGAGCGCCGGUAUUGGCACAGUGGUGCGUGGCGAAGGCUUCCGUGCCUGGUCCGAUCAUCCAAGAAGCCAUGAACUAUGCCUGCGGAUCGGGAGCUGACUGCGACCAGAUUCUUCCGAGCGGAUCUUGCUUUCAGCCGGACACAUUGUUUGCACACGCGUCCUAUGCCUUCAACAGCUACUGGCAAAGAACGAAAACGGCCGGCGGCACCUGUGACUUUGGAGGAACUGCGAUUCUUGUCACCGUCGAUCCAAGUUAUGAUGGGUGCCAUUUUAUCUAUGGUUGAAGGCAGGGUGGAGGGGGGGAAGAAUAAUAUUAGGGUUUGGCUGCUGCGAUUAGUUAGGCAUAGCUUAUUUAAUUCGGUGUUCAUAUCGGCCACGAUUUUGUAAUCUAUAUGGACUCUUCUGGUGGGUGUGGGAAUUAAUUCAAUUUGCCCAUUUAUAUGUGUAAUUUUCGUUGUGAUGAGUAAAAGUUGAAUAUUGUUUUUGUGUGCGUAAAU